AUGGCAUCCCAAGAGUCCAUUUCGGAAAGCAACAGCGAGAAGCAGGCGCACCGGGUUCUCUACGAGCAAGGUCUGAAAAUACGCUGCGAGGUGGCUGGCCCGGCUUAUGUAGACGCUGCCCUCCGGAGAGGGUCCUCGGACUUUGCGCGGCCCAUGCAGGAGCUCGUGACCGAAGCUUGCUGGGGUUCGGUCUGGUCGCGGCCGGGCCUCGAGAGAAAACAGCGCUCGCUGCUCAACAUUGCCAUGUUGUGCGCGCUGAAUCGCGGCCCCGAAUUGACGGCGCAUGUACGAGGUGCUCUCAACAAUGGUGCCAGCGAGAUCGAAAUCAGGGAAACAUUGUUACAGGCGGCCAUUUACUGUGGAAUGCCCGCCGGCAUCGAGGGGUUCAAAAUUGCGGAGCGAGUUAUUGAGACAGUCAGGAACGAGAAGAGGCAGACUGAAGUCGCAGAACAUUGA
This is a messenger RNA of Pestalotiopsis fici W106-1, 456 nucleotides long. RefSeq lists its product as uncharacterized. The record is from RefSeq and is a predicted model, not a curated record. The transcript has a single exon. Gene Ontology annotation, molecular function: peroxiredoxin activity. Lineage: Eukaryota; Fungi; Ascomycota; Sordariomycetes; Amphisphaeriales; Sporocadaceae. The coding region runs from base 1 to 456 and encodes 151 amino acids.